AGGAAACCUAGUGAAGAGAACCGUGCACUCCUCGAGACAUCAGUAAGACAUCGACACCUCGCGUUACAAUCGAAAAUCGCGGAAUACAUCAUGGCAAAAGUGAAAUACGACUGGUAUCAAACAGAGACCGCCGUUACGGUGACGGUUUUGCUGAAAAAUGCUACCGAAAAGAACUACUCCGUCCAGCUAGAGCAAAAUGCAUUGACCCUGCAGGCCGACGGCAUCGAGACGAUUGCACUGCAACUUUUUAACCCGAUACACGUCGAGCAAAGUUCGCACAAAGCGACACCUAGUAAAGUCGAGAUAAAGCUCGUAAAACUUAUCGGCCAGCGAUGGGAAACGCUGGAGCGAAAGGUGUCUGCCGAAGAUUCACCCACCUCGGCUGCGGCGAAGAAGAAGCAUGAUUGGGAUAAGAUCUCCAAGGAAAUCGAAAAGGAUGACGAGACGAAGGACGACGUGAGCGAACUCUUCAAGAAGAUUUACGCCGAUGCAAGUGAGGACACCAGGAAAGCGAUGAUGAAAUCGUACUACGAAUCGGGCGGUACCGUCCUCAGUACCAACUGGGCCGAAGUUGGUGCCAAACAGGUGGAAGUUAAGCCCCCGGACGGAUGUGAGUUCAAGAAAUGGAAAUAAGCUCCUUCGGCGCUGUACUAGCAUGCAUCCCAAGCGCACGUGUGCAUCGGUGAACUGUGUCCUCUGUUUGGUUAAAUUUAUGUACAUUUUUUUUUCGUACGCGGAUUUGUUGCCAUCCGCACUUAAAUAAACAAUUUGA
Messenger RNA from Anopheles nili, 772 nucleotides. RefSeq names its product protein SGT1 homolog (gene Sgt1). The record is from RefSeq and is a predicted model, not a curated record. Gene Ontology annotation, molecular function: protein-folding chaperone binding. Bases 91 to 633 code for a protein of 180 amino acids. NCBI's taxonomy places the organism in Eukaryota, Metazoa, Arthropoda, Insecta, Diptera, Culicidae. The transcript is spliced from 2 exons.